Molecule: messenger RNA, 1410 nt
Organism: Linum tenue
Lineage: Eukaryota; Viridiplantae; Streptophyta; Magnoliopsida; Malpighiales; Linaceae
Source: the annotation of a GenBank genome assembly
AUGAUGAUCUUCCUUCUCCUCCUCUUCCUCUUCUCCUGCAUCACUUUCAACCUCUGCAAAAUCGCGCUCCGAAACAGAUCACAUUCAUGCUGCUACAUGCUCCACUACGAGUGCUACAAGGGCACCGAGGACAGGAAGCUCGACACCAAGACCUGCGCCGAGCUCCUGAUGAGGAACAAGAACCUUGGGCUGCAAGAAUACAGGUUCCUCCUGCAGGCCAUUGUCAACUCUGGCAUUGGAGAGGAAACUUACGGCCCAAGAAACAUCCUGGAAGGCAGGGAGGCCACUCCAACCCUCUCCGACUCCCUCUCGGAGAUCGAUGACAUCGCGUUCGACACAUUGGACGCUCUCUUCGCCAAGACCGGAAUCUCCCCAAGGGAUAUCGACAUCCUGGUGGUCAACAUCUCUCUGUUUUCCCCUGCACCUUCUCUGACUUCUAGGGUUGUCAACAGGUACAAGAUGAGGGAAGACAUCAAGACGUUCAACAUUUCUGGGAUGGGGUGCAGCGCGAGCAUUAUCGCAGUGGAUCUGGUGCAGCAGCUGUUCAAGAUCCACGACGAGGUAUUGGCCAUUGUGGUGAGCUCGGAGUCGAUUGGACCAAACUGGUACUGUGGGAAGGAGAGGUCCAUGAUUCUGGCCAACUGCCUGUUCCGGUCCGGUGGGUGUUCGAUGCUUUUGACCAACAAUGGGAGCUUGAAGGGGAAAGCAGUGAUGAAGCUGAACCAAUUGGUGAGAACCCAUUUGGGAGGAGAGGAUGAUGCUUACAACUGCUGCAUUCAAAUGGAAGAUAAGGUUGGACAUGCAGGCUUCCUCCUCAGAAAGGGGCUCACUAAAGCUGCUGCUGUAGCCUUCACAUUGAACCUCAGGGUUCUGGUCCCAAAGAUACUCCCAGUGAAGGAUCUUCUGCUUUAUGUCAUCCACAGUUACGGUCGAAAGAAGGCGAAAGUCGGCGGGGGUGCUCCAUCGGCUGAAGCGGCAGGAGAAGGGCUUAACAUGAAGGCAGGGGUUGAGCACUUCUGCAUACACCCUGGUGGGAGGGCAGUGAUUGAUGGUGUUGGGAAGAGCUUGGGGCUGGAUGACUACGAUCUCGAGCCAUCUCGAAUGGCAUUGCACCGAUUCGGGAAUACCUCGGCUGGUGGGCUUUGGUAUGUGUUGGGGUACAUGGAGGCCAAGAAGAGGCUGAAGAGAGGUGACAGGAUUUUCAUGAUUGGGUUUGGUGCAGGUUUCAAGUGCAACACUUGUGUGUGGGAGGUGACUAGGGAUUUGGCGGAUGGGAAUGUUUGGGAAGACUGCAUUGAUUCGUACCCUCUUCCUACAAUCAAUGUUAGCCCUUUCCUGAAAAAAUUUAGCUGGAUUAACGACGAGGGUCGCACCGAUGUCGAUCUUACUUCUGCAUUCAACAAGGUUUGA